AUGGAUCCGCACAUCAUUGCAGCAAAGCAAUUUUCUUUCAGUAUUAUCUCAGAAAAAUCAACUGAGGCUGGAAGAGGAGUGCUCUGUGAGGAGCAGAACAACCAGCUGUGUCAAGGAGCCACAGAACUGCCGGAGUUCUGGACCCUGUGGAGCAUCGUCAGGCAGCACGAGCACAUGGUGCAGCUGGAAGAGCGUGUCCUGCAGAGCAGCUGCCUCUUCCAGCCGCUACGGCAGCACUGGAGCCGCUCUGAGAGCCGCCUGUGGCUCAUGGAGACCUGCCUCAAGACGUGCCGCUGCACGGACCCCAAGGUUGCCUGUUUCCUCUGGUUUGUCAUGGAGUUCUGCCAUGGCAACAACAUGAACGAGUACCUGCUGGUGCACGACCCUGAUGCCCACCUCAACAACAUAUUCAUGUGGUAGCUGAGCAGCGCCGUGGCCUUCCUGCAUCGCAACCAUGUCCUGCGCAGUGACCUGAAGGUGGACAACAUCCUGAUCUCGCACAGCUGUGGGAAGGUAGCAGAUUUUGGCCUCAUCAAGUCUCUGUUGCCACUCAAUUGUUUGCUCUCUUCAGCAAAUAUCCUGAAAUUAUAUUUACCCUUGUUCCUGAAGAACAAGAAAGAAUCCUGA
Nothoprocta perdicaria is the source of this 627-nucleotide messenger RNA. Its product is annotated as serine/threonine-protein kinase PDIK1L-like. The record is from RefSeq and is a predicted model, not a curated record. Gene Ontology annotation, biological process: peptidyl-serine phosphorylation; axon extension; autophagy. Gene Ontology annotation, cellular component: cytoplasm; autophagosome. NCBI's taxonomy places the organism in Eukaryota, Metazoa, Chordata, Aves, Tinamiformes, Tinamidae. Gene Ontology annotation, molecular function: protein serine/threonine kinase activity; ATP binding.